This is a messenger RNA of Galendromus occidentalis (western predatory mite), 1533 nucleotides long. RefSeq lists its product as uncharacterized. The transcript has 10 exons. Gene Ontology annotation, biological process: sodium ion transmembrane transport. The coding region runs from base 1 to 1533 and encodes 510 amino acids. Gene Ontology annotation, molecular function: ligand-gated sodium channel activity. Lineage: Eukaryota; Metazoa; Arthropoda; Arachnida; Mesostigmata; Phytoseiidae. The record is from RefSeq and is a predicted model, not a curated record. Gene Ontology annotation, cellular component: plasma membrane.
AUGCUCAGCUACGCUAAGCCCGAUUCAAACGAUCCAUCGGAUUCGACGACUGCAAUCAGGAGUCGUCGGAGAUACAACUUCGACAACGACUUGACGUACUUCCAUCGGAGCGAUCAGUAUUCGCGGAUUCUCGCACGGAACCUCGAGCGGGAAUUCGAGUCUACCCCGCACCCUCAAGGCGGUCGAUUCUCACGGAUGCGGCAUCAAUCCGAAGCCGCAGGAUUCGUUCAAACUCAAAAGCAGAAGCCUCACAGGGGAUUGCGUCGCUUAAUUCAACCCGUCUUCCUGCUUCGAUCGCUCAUAACGAUCUCGUGCGUCGUGGGUUUCGUGUAUCAGAGCGCUGAUUUCUUUUUAGGCUUCUUUCGUUUUCCAACCACGACAAACAUACGCGUCGAAUCGAUGAAAGAUUUGGUGUUUCCCUCUCUGACUGUCUGCGUGGCCAAUUGGGUGAACCGUGCAAAGGUUUGCGAGAUGGACUCGUUUAGUGGAUUAUGUGGAUCCGAACACCCGACCCCGAAACGGCUGAUAGACGCUCUGUGGAGUUACAGACCAAUCGAAUCCCUUGCUUUCUCCACGCAGGAAAUCAUUGGCCACUGUCAUAUGAAGCCGACAUCGGGCUGCAAGCCUUUCGAUUGCGAUGACAACUGGGAGUUCGCCUAUGCAAGAUUUCCAGACGCCAUGUGUUAUUCUCUGGAUCUCCACGCCAUCUCGGACCCGGAACAUCCUUUGAACAAGUGCAAAUAUCCCUGGGACUACGAGCUGAACGUCACCAUGGGAUGGGACGAACAGGACACGCUGCAGAUCUCAGACAUGUACAAGGCCGACGCUGUCUUGCACCAGGUGGACACCAACUCCGCGGGUCAAUCACAUCCGCUGUUCUUCGAGCCGGGGGCCCGGUACAUCAUCUUAGUCGAGCAGUUUACAACCCUGGCAUUGCCGCCGCCUUAUCAGACGCAGUGCAUCGAGUACAGUGAGCUGCCCAGAUCCCGUAUGUUCUACGGGACGACAACCCAGAAUCUUUGCUACGAGAUGUGCAAGACCGUUCAGUGGCAGGCAGCCUGCGCAUGCGUUUCGCCGAGGUACCCGUACCGCGAUCGCUAUCCGAAGGUGUGUAACCAGUCCGAAACAGCUCAUUGCGCCAAAAUCGAUGUCGAACAGCAAUUCACCGAACGCUGCAUCAAGAAAUGUCGCCAACCAUGCAAGGAAGUCACAUACGAGGUUCAGGUCACCGCUCAAGGUCAGAAGGAGGAGAAAACUUCGGCAGCCGAUGCUGGUGAGAGCGGAGACGAUUAUUACGACGACGAAGGAAAGGCGACUGAGAGCUCGAACGACACCGAGGUCGCGAUAGCCACGAGGAAACAAUUCAGCCUAACAGUGAUGUUCGCAAGUGAAAAACACACCAUACUCCAACACAUGAGGAAGUUCACAUUCAUUGAGGUGUUCGGCUAUCUAGGAGGCUAUGUGGGCAUUUGGCUCGGCAUGAGUUUCUUCUCUGUCCUCGACGACCUAAUCGUUUAUGUGCGACUGAGGUGA